ACAGCGCACGCGCGCUCCGAAACAAGAAAAUCAUAAUCAAUUCGGUAAAUACUGAUGACGUGCAUGCCGGUGUACCUCUCGAUCGCUAAACAAGUUUUCCUCGUUGAGUUUCUAUUACUCUAACGAAUAUUAUUUAAGUAGUGUAACUAGAAAGCCAUCAAGAUGUUGCAAGGACUCUUCGGCGACCUCCAGCGGAUGAACAAGCGUCAGUUCAUCUAUCAAUUAUUGAGCUUUGGUAUGAUCGUAUCGUCAGCGCUGAUGAUAUGGAAAGGUCUGAUGGUCGUCACGGGGAGUGAGAGUCCCAUUGUAGUCGUCCUCAGUGGAAGUAUGGAGCCAGCAUUUCACCGUGGUGACUUGCUAUUCCUCACGAAUUACCAGGAUGAACCUGUUCGUGUUGGGGAGAUCGUUGUCUUCAAGGUCGAGGGUCGAGAUAUUCCAAUCGUACACCGAGUACUUAAGCUUCAUGAGAAGGCGGAUGCAAAUAGCACUGUUAAAUUCCUGACAAAAGGUGACAACAACUCCGUCGAUGAUCGAGGGUUGUAUGCUCCAGGUCAGCUGUGGUUAACUCAUAAAGACGUCGUUGGCAGAGCAAGGGGAUUUUUACCUUACGUUGGAAUGGUCACAAUAUUAAUGAAUGAGUACCCCAAACUCAAGUACGCAGUUCUAGCUUGCCUUGGAUUGUAUGUAUUAAUUCACAGAGAGUAAGGGUAGAGUCAAUUGAAACUAGACUUUUCACAAUAAUUUAUCUUUUAUGGCUACUAUUAAGUGCAUUUUUCGUUGAAUAAUAAAAUUAAGAUUUUUAACAAUUA
This is a messenger RNA of Diachasma alloeum, 809 nucleotides long. It is a transcript of the gene twr, whose product is annotated as signal peptidase complex catalytic subunit SEC11A. Gene Ontology annotation, cellular component: membrane; signal peptidase complex. The transcript has 4 exons. The record is from RefSeq and is a predicted model, not a curated record. Lineage: Eukaryota; Metazoa; Arthropoda; Insecta; Hymenoptera; Braconidae. The coding region runs from base 163 to 705 and encodes 180 amino acids. Gene Ontology annotation, molecular function: serine-type endopeptidase activity.